Molecule: messenger RNA, 1190 nt
Organism: Pseudogymnoascus destructans
Lineage: Eukaryota; Fungi; Ascomycota; Leotiomycetes; Thelebolales; Thelebolaceae
Exons: 2
Coding region: 1-1080 (359 amino acids)
Biological process (GO): endoplasmic reticulum to Golgi vesicle-mediated transport; protein retention in ER lumen
Cellular component (GO): endoplasmic reticulum; cis-Golgi network; membrane
Molecular function (GO): ER lumen protein retrieval receptor activity
Source: RefSeq, a predicted model, not a curated record
AUGGUUAUCGCUAUCAAUGGCUUCGAGGCGCUCUAUUAUAUGAAUAUAUGGCGGAUCCUAGCCGACCUCACGCACUCCCUGUCGAAAUGCAUUCUCAUCUUCGCCAUCCACCGCAACAAGAGCUCUGAAGGCGUCUCCGUCAUCUCCCAAGCCCUCUACGCCCUCGUCUUCUGCACCCGCUACAUCGACCUCUUCUGGAAGAACCCGCGCGACAACUACUGGAACUUCAUCUUCAAAAUCUUCUACAUCGUCUCCUCGCUCUACAUCCUCUUCCUCAUGACCCGAAUUUUCGCCCGCACCCGCGAGCGCGAAGUCUCCUACCGCCUCGGCGCAUACAGUCUCCUCGGCGCUUUCGUCCUCGCCCCCUUUAUCACCAUGAUCGCUGAGAAGGCGUGGGGUCCGCGAUUCUCUCAUAUCGUCAUCAACUUCUCCCUUAUCCUCGAGAGUGUGUGCGUUUUGCCGCAGCUGCUUCUCUUGCGCCAGACUACAGUGCCGACGGUUAUAGACUCGUAUUACCUCCUCGCGUUGGGCGCGUAUCGCGCGCUGUAUAUCUGUAACUGGAUCGAGCGGUACGCCUCUGCGGACCCCGUUAAGCCAGAGGCUGUGGCGGUUAUCUUUGGCAUUAUACAAACACUACUAUACGUUGACUUCGCAUGGGUGUACUACUCACGCCAACGCGUGAAGCUUCGCAGUGGCGGAAUCGUAGACGCCGAUGAUCUCAGCAGGAGCUGGAUGUUACGGCGAGUCCUUCGACGCGGCCGUGACAGCGAGGAGAAUGACGAGGAAGCAAGGCCAGCGCUAGGGGGUGAUGAUGCAGAGUAUGAGCAGAAUGUGUCCAGGAGGGAGGGGUCGAGGGGACGAGCGGGGGGUUGGGGGAGGAGGGGAAUCAGUGUUAGUGCUGAUGAUGAGGUUUUGGCGGCGGAGAGGGGGGAGGGGAGCCCGAUUGCGACGGAUGCGAGGAUGAGGGAUCCGGACGAGUUGGCGAGGAUUUUGCAUGAUGAGGAUGACAGUGAUGUGGAGGUGGCUGGGGCGCCGAAAGCUACGCCGGUUGGGGGGGAGGAGUGGAGGGAUAGGUCUUAGCUGGAUGUGGUGGUAAGGAGGCGGUGUGAUUGGGGAAGUCGGGUUGUUUGAAACCACCGGAUGAGAUUGGUAUUAUACAAUAUGUUAAAUGAAAUGAUAUUAUACCCAUG